This is a messenger RNA of Cicer arietinum (chickpea), 1688 nucleotides long. Its product is annotated as guanine nucleotide-binding protein subunit beta-2. The record is from RefSeq and is a predicted model, not a curated record. Lineage: Eukaryota; Viridiplantae; Streptophyta; Magnoliopsida; Fabales; Fabaceae. Gene Ontology annotation, biological process: signal transduction. Gene Ontology annotation, molecular function: protein binding.
UCUUCUUCUUCUCUUCACACCGCAAUUCAUUUCUAUUUCUAAUUUCUAAUUUCUAAUAAUGAUACUAAUAUUAUGGAAGAUGUAGAUGUAAAUUCUCAUUAUUAUUAUUAUUAGUUCUUCCUUUUUUCUUCACUCCUUCGUAGAAUUCGAUUCAGAAUCAGAAUCAAAGAUAAAAAGACCUAACAAAAAUGUCCGUUACGGAGCUGAAGGAACGUCACAUAGCAGCGACGGAGACCGUUAACAAUCUCAGGGAACGUUUGAAGCAGAGACGCCUUUCUUUGCUUGAUACUGAUAUUUCUGGCUAUGCGAAGUCUCAAGGUAGAACUCCUGUUACUUUUGGACCCACCGAUAUUCUCUGCUGUAGAACGCUCCAAGGUCAUACUGGAAAGGUGUACUCAUUGGAUUGGACUUCAGAAAAGAAUCGAAUCGUUAGUGCAUCCCAAGAUGGAAGAUUAAUAGUGUGGAAUGCUCUAACAAGCCAGAAAACUCAUGCUAUAAAGCUUCCUUGUGCAUGGGUCAUGACAUGUGCUUUCUCGCCGACUGGUCAAUCUGUUGCAUGCGGGGGCCUUGACAGUGUUUGCUCUAUUUUUAAUCUUAAUUCCCCCACUGAUAGGGAUGGGAAUCUAAAUGUUUCACGGAUGCUUAGUGGGCAUAAAGGUUAUGUUUCAUCUUGUCAGUAUGUUCCCGGUGAAGACACUCACUUAAUUACUGGUUCUGGUGAUCAGACAUGUGUUUUAUGGGAUAUUACUACUGGCCUUAGAACAUCUGUUUUUGGAGGUGAAUUUCAGUCAGGACAUACUGCAGAUGUACUUAGCAUUUCCAUUAAUGGAACCAACUCCAAAAUGUUUGUAUCUGGUUCUUGCGAUUCGACUGCCAGAUUGUGGGACACUCGUGUGGCAAGUCGAGCAGUGCGGACAUUUCAUGGGCAUGAGGGUGAUGUUAAUUCUGUCAAAUUCUUUCCCGAUGGAAAUCGAUUUGGAACUGGCUCAGAUGAUGGAACUUGCAGAUUGUUUGACAUUAGGACUGGGCACCAACUUCAAGUAUAUUAUCAGCCACGCAGGGACACUGAGAUGGCACAUGUUGUGACCUCCAUUGCAUUCUCCAUAUCUGGAAGACUUCUUUUUGCUGGAUAUACAAAUGGUGACUGCUAUGUUUGGGAUACUUUAUUGGCUAAGGUGGUCUUGAAUCUAGGAUCUCUUCAAAACUCUCAUGAGGGCAGGAUCAGCUGUUUGGGUUUAUCUGCUGAUGGAAGUGCUCUGUGUACAGGAAGUUGGGACACAAAUUUAAAGAUAUGGGCAUUUGGAGGGAUUAGGAAGGUGAUUUAAGCCAUCCAUGGGAUAAAGACUCGUACUUUGACUUCUUUUGCGAGGACCUCUCCUUGUACGAUGUUGUGGUUCAUCACAAUAAGUAGCUAUGCGUGUGAUGUCAACUUUGGAGAAAAAUUGGAAGGCAAAGUUUAUAAUCUUAAGCAAUGAAACUAGUGCAGUGUUUGUUUAGCUCCAUGCUCAUCUGUUCAUGUGUAUUUAACUAUUUGAAAUAUGUGUUUGGUUCUACGUUGGGGAGAACCAAUCGUUCGUUCAGAGUGGUUGGAUGAGAUUUGGAUCAGUUUAGAGGAUGUUAUCCCCCAUUGUAAAAUAGAUUCUUCCUCAAAUUGAUUCCAAAUAGAAGCAACUCCUUUAGCUUUUUCA